AUAAUAAUAUAAAUAAAUAAAAACCAAAGAGUAGUUUACAUUGCCAUCACCACCAAUAGUAGAAAAGAUGGGUAAUAGGGUACCCGUAAACACAACUCCCCAACAAUUAAUGUUUCAACUAAUAACAUACCAAUUAUUCCAAAAUUUCUCGAUUUAGUUUCCAAUCUAUGGCAAUUAAUAAAUUUAUCCUUUAGUCUUUUCAUUUUCCAAAUACAUCAUUCUUACAGAAUUGUUAAAAUGGAAAUAACCUAACAUUGACACGUGCCAUGCAUAUCUGCAAUGAAAUAAUAAUAAAAAAAAAAAUUAUUGAUAGCUUACCUUCGAAAGAAAGAGAUUCUCAAGGGAACUAGGGUGUAUGAUUUAACCAAAAAAAAAAAAAAAACAACCAUUUAUGAAGAUUAAACAAAGAAAAAAAAGGAACAGUUUUCUUAAAAAAGAUUUUAUAAAGAGAAAAAAAAAACCAUAUUCCAGUAAGCAGAACUAAGAAUCAAAACAGAGAGGAAAAACAAUAACAGUAGAAUAGAAAGAAGGAUUCUUGGAUCAAUAUCCCUAUCUCUUCUCCUCUUUUUCUUCUCCUCCUAUAUACAAAACAUGGGUUUUCCCUCUCCACAAUCCCAAAAUAGAUCAUUCCGUAAUUUAUGUUUUCAAGAACAAUGCCUACAAUUCUGAGGAAUCCCUUUCUUCCUCCUCAUUUCUUCUUCACCAUAGCCUUGAUUUUAUGUGUAAAAUCCCUUCUCUUUUCUUCUUCUUACUCCAUUGAUGAGCAGGGUAGAGUUCUUCUUGAAUGGAAGAAGAAUCUAACAAGCCCCAGAGAUGUGUUAAGAUCAUGGAAUCCGAAGGCGGCGACGCCAUGUUCAUGGUUUGGAGUUGUGUGCAACUCCAAUGGACAGGUGGUGGAGAUAAUCCUGAUAUCACUGGAAUUGCUAGGUACAUUGCCUACAAAUUUUCAAGCUCUCAAGUUCUUGGGGACUCUUGUGAUCUCUGACACGAAUAUUACGGGAAGCAUUCCGAAAGAGUUUGGAGAUUAUAUGGAGCUGAAUGUUCUUGAUCUAAGCAGAAAUUUCCUCAAGGGAAGAAUCCCAGAAGAUCUUUGCAAGCUGAGCAAGCUUCAGGAUUUGAUUCUUCAUAACAAUGAGUUUGAAAACAUACCUACGACGAUUGGAAAUCUUACAAGCCUUGUGAAUUUCCAAAUCACAGACAAUAGUAUAAAUGGGGAGAUUCCUAAAAGCAUCGGAAUGUUGAAGAAUCUUAUGGUUUUCAAAGCUGGAGGGAAUUUAUAUCUAGAGGGUUUGUUGCCAGAUGAGAUUGGAAACUGCAGCAGUUUAACAAUGUUAGGAUUAUCCGACACUGGAAUCUAUGGUGCUCUUCCUCCAACAAUUGGGAUGCUGCAAAAGAUUCAGACCAUACACAUGUAUAGAUCAAAACUUUUUGAAUCACUCCCAGAAGAGAUUACAAACUGUAGUGAAUUACAAACUCUUAGACUGUAUCAAAAUGGUAUUUCUGGAAGGAUACCACGAGGAAUCGGGAAGAUGAAAAAGCUUAGAAUCCUUCUUCUAUGGUUGAACUUGAUGGAUGGUGACAUUCCAGAAGGAAUUGGAAACUGCGACGAACUGGUACUACUUGAUCUUUCAGAAAAUUCUCUAACAGGACCUAUCCCUAAAAGUUUAGGACGACUUAAGAACCUUGCAGACAUUCAACUGAGUGUUAAUCAGCUUAAUGGUACAAUACCACCCGAAAUUUUUAAUAUUACGACUUUGAUUCAUGUGGAAAUAGACAACAAUAGAUUAUGGGGGGAGAUACCAACUAAUGUAGGAAACCUGAAGAACCUUCGUACAUUUUUACUAUGGGGGAACAACUUGACAGGCACUAUUCCCCCCAGUCUCCCAGACUGCCGAAAUAUCAUCUUGCUUGAUUUAUCUCUCAACCAGUUAAUAGGUCCAAUACCGACAGGGAUUUUCGCUAUGAAAGGACUCUCCAAACUUCUUCUCUUAUCAAAUAAUCUAUCCGGGAUCAUCCCUCCUGAAAUUGGAAACUGUACCACAUUAACCAGACUCAGACUGUCUAUGAAUAAGCUUGGAGGUAUUAUCCCUUCAGAGAUGGGAAAUCUCAAGAACUUAGAACAUCUUGACAUGGGUGAAAACCUUUUGGUUGGAGGAAUUCCUUCGACCUUUUCCAAAUUGGAAAAACUUGAGUCUCUUGACCUACGUACAAAUAAGCUCACUAGUCUCCCAAAAAUUCUGCCAAAGAACCUAGUGCUUCUUAAUGUAUCCAACAACAUGAUUAAAGGUCAGAUCAAACCCAACAUUGGAGAAUUGUUGAAAUUAACUAAACUAGACCUAAAAAACAAUCGGUUUUAUGGGAAGAUCCCUGAAGAAAUAACAUACUGUGAGAAAAUCCAAUAUUUAGACCUCAGCAAUAAUUUCUUCUCUGGGGAAGUCCCUAAGCAAUUAGGAACAUUUGCUUCACUUGACAUUGCUCUUAAUCUAAGUUACAAUCAAUUCUCAGGACAAAUCCCAAAUGAAUUGUCUGGUCUUACCAAGCUAAGUGUUCUAGACCUCUCCCACAACAACUUCUCAGGAGAACUUGGCUUUCUAUCGGAGCUUGAAAACCUUGUCACUUUAAACAUCUCCUACAACAACUUCUCUGGAAAAUUGCCCGACACACCCUUCUUUCAAAAGCUCCCUGAAAGCUCUAUUUUCGGAAACCAAGACCUCAUCAUUGUUUCAAACGGAGGACCUAAUCCUAAAGAAAAUGGGGGAUUCAGCAGCAUAAGCAAAGAAGCAAUACAAAUAGCCUUGCCUAUCUUGAUCAGCAUAAGUGCAGUGUUGUUCUUUUUAGGAUUCUACAUGCUAAUUCGAACCCACAUGGCCCAUUUCAUUCUUUUCACAGAAGGAAACAAAUGGGAAAUAACCCUGUUUCAAAAGCUCGAUUUCUCAAUUGACCACAUCAUAAGAAACUUAACCGCAUCCAACGUUAUCGGCACCGGAAGCUCCGGUGCCGUCUAUAGAAUCACAACCCCAAAUGGGGAAACAAUGGCAGUGAAGAAAAUGUGGUCCACUGAAGAAACUGGAGCCUUCAGCACUGAAAUCGAAAUUUUGGGAUCAAUUCGACACAAGAACAUAAUCAGACUACUAGGUUGGGGAUCUAACAGGAAUUUGAAAAUCUUGUUUUAUGAUUAUCUUCCAAAUGGAAACUUGAGCUCCCUUAUCAAUGUCUCUGAAAUAGGAGGAGCAGAAUGGGAGGUAAGAUACGAAGUCCUUCUAGGAGUGGCUCAUGCUCUAGCAUAUCUUCACCAUGACUGUAUUCCACCAAUCUUACAUGGUGAUGUGAAAACCAUGAAUAUCCUACUCGGCCAUGACUUUGAACCAUAUCUAGCCGAUUUUGGGAUAGCCAAAAUCGUGAGUACAAAAAGUGGUAACGAUAGUUUAGAGACGCCAUUGACAAGACCUCAACUUGCAGGCUCUUUUGGCUACAUGGCCCCUGAACAAGGGUCCACGAUUAAAAUCACAGAGAAGAGCGAUGUUUAUAGCUUCGGUGUGGUGAUAAUGGAGGUUCUAACAGGGCGGCAUCCACUGGACCCAACUUUACCAGGAGGAGUUAAUUUGGUGCAAUGGGUUCAAGACCAUUUUGCCGCACACCAAAACAAAGCGGACAUUUUCGAUUUAAAGCUCAGAGGAAGAACGGAUCCGACAAUCCACGAAAUGAUUCAAACCCUAGCCGUGGCAUUAGUUUGUGCCAAUGUCAAGGCUGAUGAUCGACCCUCUAUGAAAGAUGUUGUGGCCAUGCUGGAGGAAAUUCGACAUUCCGAAUUGGGAAGAGCUGCUACCGAAACCGAUGAGUCUAAGCCGGAAAUGGCGAUUGUGGUUCAAUCGCCAUUGUGA
Messenger RNA from Cucumis melo (muskmelon), 3881 nucleotides. Its product is annotated as leucine-rich repeat receptor-like serine/threonine-protein kinase RGI4. Bases 639 to 3881 code for a protein of 1080 amino acids. NCBI's taxonomy places the organism in Eukaryota, Viridiplantae, Streptophyta, Magnoliopsida, Cucurbitales, Cucurbitaceae. The transcript has 2 exons. Gene Ontology annotation, biological process: protein phosphorylation. Gene Ontology annotation, molecular function: protein binding; ATP binding; protein kinase activity. The record is from RefSeq and is a predicted model, not a curated record.